GUGUUGUUAGAUCUUCAAAGUAGUGCAUGUUGAAACAGCAGGUAUGUGUUUAUGAUACGUAAAUACAUGGAUCUGACGAUAAAACACUUCGGUAACUUGGAAAACGAAUAAGUUUGGUUGAGCAGAGGAGCAGGUGAAACGCUUUGAAAGUGAUGUCGCUGGUACCUGACUGCCGGUCAUUGUUUGACUGCACCCAGGACCCAGGUCUACUGGAUGGGCUGCAAGAGGUCAAUUCUGUCCAGAGUCUGACCCUACCUGCUCAGACACACUCUCCACAUGAAGACGAAGGCACCGAGGUUGAUAGCAGUAAGAGGGAUGCCUUGACCACCGAGGUGUCAGACAGGAUGUUUUGCUCGGCCUGCCAGUGUCCCUUCGAUAGCCGAGAGGAACAGAUCGAACACUACAAGCUGGACUGGCAUCGGUUUAACCUGAGACAGAGGCUUCUGGGGGGACUGCUGACAACUGCAGAGGAGUUUGAGACGAGGACAGGCGCAGGUGACCUAUCCAGCAUCUCUGGUUCGGACUCUGACGACGAGGAUGUCUCCGACAGUGACUGGGGUUACCGUGGCGAUGGUGACAGCACCUCCGCUGGGACAGACAGCCCUCCAGAGGCCCUGAACAAACGCCCAUCCUGCAGAGUUGUCUUCCGGAACACCAGGGGGCAGUAUCUGUCAGUCUACCGCUGCAUACUGCAAAGCAACAAGAUGGAAAGCGAGACUAUGCUUGCAGCCUCUCUCCAGAAUCUCAGUAACAAGUCUGUGUGGGUCAUCCUGAUGACUGGAGGAGGACACUUUGCAGGCGCCGUUUUCCAAGGGAGGGAAGUUCUGCAGCACAAGACUUUUCAUCGAUACACCGUGCGAGCGAAGCGGGGCACAGCACAGGGGCUCCGGGAUGGGCAGAACCGCAGCCACGCGCCCAAAUCUGCCGGCGCUGCCCUGCGCAGGUACAACGAGGCUGCUCUGGUUAAGGAUAUUCAGAACCUGCUGGAGAGCUGGUCAGAGCACCUGAAGGAAGCCAGCGCCAUCUUCCUGCGGUGCCCCAGCUAUAGCCGUGCCAUGUUCAUCGGGGGCAAGGCUGCUCCACUGGACAGGAGUGACCCACGUCUGCGCACCCUGCCCUUCCCCACCCGUCGCGCCACCUUCCGAGAGAUCAAGAAAGUGCACGAGAUCCUCGCCACCCUGCACAUCUACGGGAAAGACACUGAAAUCGCAGACAUAUGUAGUCCACUGAAGAAAGCGCGGAAGAAGGUGUCUAAACCUGCACAAAAAGAGGAUGCAGAGGAGAAGGCCCCAGUGCCUACAGAGGAGAGCUCUGAGGAGGAGAGCCCUUCGGGGGAGCUGGAGACGGUGGAGCUGACCCUGGGAACCCUGGAGCUCCGGGAGUUUGAGAUCUACCCUCGCAAGAAGAGAAGGAAGAAAAAGAAGGGUGGAAAUAGAGCAACUAGAGGAGAGGCUGCUACAGGAGAUCAGGAAGAGAUAGAGGAGGGGGAGAGGGAGGAAUCUGAGGCAGCAGAGCUGAGAGCCACUGAAGAGGGAAGUGAGAUCAAGGGAACAGGGAGGAGGAAACCCAGGAAGAACAAGGUGGCCCAGAAUGAGCAUAUGGACCGAGAGAGUCUAGAGUACAGCCUGCGAGACACCCUUUUCACAGCCUGUAAGAUCGGAGACGUGGCGACCCUGCGUAGUCUGCUCCAGCUCCAGGAAGGUAGCCCAGGCAGCUUCCAGGCUACAGAGGGAGGAGGCUGUCCGCUCCAGGUGCCUGCUGCUGUCCACCUCCUGAACCAGGAGAUAGACUCUUCAGGGUUCAGGCUGCUGCAUGUGGCCUCUGUGGCCGGACAGAGAGCUGUCAUCAGGCUGCUGCUGGAUGCUGGCAGUGACCCUGCAUGCAGAGACAAGAAAGGACAAUCUCCAUACUCAGUGAGUACUGAUAAGGAUACAAGGAAUGAGUUUCGCAAAUACAUGGCUGACCACCCUGACAAAUACGACUACAACAAGGCACAGGUCCCCGGACCCUUGACAGCCGAGAUCGAGUUAAAGAAAGCAGAGAAGAAACGAGCGCAGAAAGCAUUGAAGAAACACCGCGAGAAGGAGCAGAGGGAGGAGAGGAAGCUGAAAGAGGAAGAGGAGCUGGAGAAGAGGAGAUACGCGGCACUUGGCGAGAGAGAAAAGCGCGCCCUGGCUGCUGAGAGAAGGUUGGUUCAACAGAUGGCUGCAAGUGGGAGCACACUUUCUAAUACCAGGCGCUGCUGGCAAUGUGGGGAGUCCUUGCUGGGAAAAAUCCCCUUUGAGUACCUGGAUUUCUCCUUUUGUACAAUCCGCUGCCUACAAGAGCAUAAGAGGAGCCGCUCCACAACAAAGCCUUGAAGCAGGAGGAGAGGAGCCUGCCUGCCUGGACAGGGAGAACAGUGUGGGAGAAAAGAGCUUAAUUGACCCUGUGAGCCUUCCUAAGCAUUGGGGCAAUUUACUUCCAGAUUGUGCCGCCAUAAAUUCUCAAUUUUAUAAUCUGGUGUGGACCUUGUUUAGCCUAGGCCUUUGGUGAAAUAAAAGCAGCAAUUAAAUGAUGAUAUUGACCAUCGCUUUAGGACUGCAAAGUUGGUUCUUGCUUGGUUUGCAAAUGACCAUAUUCUACUAUGCAAUUACUGUGGUACAGUAUAUCAAGGUUUUAUAAUACUUUACUAUGAUGCAUCAUUCUUGUAAUUUUACCAUGCUUUCCACUAAGCUGUGCUACCUCUAUUGAAGCUGUUCUUUUACCUGGUAUACCACAGUGUUUCUUUUAACCUGACCAGUUAUUAAAUCAUUAAUCUGGCAAUCUCCCAACUGCAUAUUUGGGCUGUUUCAAAAUCUGUACUUUUUUUUUUUUUUUUUUUUUUUUUAUAAUGCAAUGCCAACAGAAGAUAUAUUUACCUUUUAAUUAUGUAACAAUAUUGCAAGAAGUCAUCAGUUACAGAAAAAAACAAAAACUGAUCAUAAUGUUUGUACUUGAAGUACAGUGAAUAAAAUGUAUUAAGCCUGCACCAUGCUUUGUAGCUCUGCAUUCUUCCAGG
Molecule: messenger RNA, 3040 nt
Organism: Polyodon spathula (Mississippi paddlefish)
Lineage: Eukaryota; Metazoa; Chordata; Actinopteri; Acipenseriformes; Polyodontidae
Gene: ankzf1
Product: ankyrin repeat and zinc finger peptidyl tRNA hydrolase 1
Exons: 16
Coding region: 153-2360 (735 amino acids)
Molecular function (GO): protein binding
Source: RefSeq, a predicted model, not a curated record